AUGAAAUUUACAGCUUUUCUCAAUGGCGAGCUCAAUAAUGCUGCCAAAUAUUUGUCAAGUUUUGCCAAUGUUUGCCAUGCUGAUUGCACUGUGUUAGAUGGGAAAUUUGGUACAUCCCCAGACUGCACAUGGAAACCCUGGGUGUAUGAGGACAGGGUUGCUGUUGCUAAACAAGUUACUAAGUUCAAGUCUAAGUUGCCUAAUGUAACAAAGCAGAGCCAGAGGAGUAAAAUCACACAGUUCAUAGCAGGGAAACAUUCAAGGCAGGAAUUUCUUCCUAUUAUUGGAAAACUGUGUGAUAAAACUUAUCUUGAACCUCUGCAUUUGAAGAAUAAUGCAGUUAAGCAUUUACAUGCUUUGUUUUUAAGGUUAGCUAUUUCUAUCAGUAACCUUCCUGCCAAACUUAACAAUGUCUCGGAAUUUCCUGAAAAUUGUGCUAUGUCAAGAUAUAUGAAAGCAAUGCACGGUCAGGUAAAUGCUACACAGCUGAAUAAGCGGCUGGAAAGAUGGUUACUUGACGGCCGUGCAAGAGACAAAGAUUUCUCUUACUGCUUGACAGGAAAAGAUUCGAAAUUGGUCUUACACGGGUUCAUGUUCUUGAUAAGUGCCAUUAAGGGUGAUUCAGAAGACCUGCGUUUACUGUGUAAGCUUAUGUUUCUAGCUUUUCUUGCAACUAAGCUUAGAGACUGUGUUGCAUACUUCUCUAUGUAUCAUUUAACUGAGGAAAACCUUCUAAAGCUACCUUCUUUAGCUAAGGAUUACUUUACUGCUGUUGCACUGUUCAGUGGCCAUACAGGUGUAUCACCAACUGUGUGGAGUAUUGGGUAUCUAGUUCCUGUUCACACUAAGUGGUUAUUUGACAAAUUUGGCACAGGGUUAGGCAUAAAUGCUAUGCAAGGCCGAGAGGCUAAACAUGUUCAAAUUGCUAGUUAUACCAAAAAUAGUCUUUUUAAACAGUGUUGGUAUCAGGUAUUUAGGCAUGAUUACAUAAGUAAAGUAUGGUUACUGCUUCGCCAGCCUUCCCUGCUAGCAUAUCAUCAAGCACGAGGUACCCUCAUACCUCCCCGUGUACUUCGUGACCCUGAGCAUUAUUGUUAUUGUGGUUUUACCAAGGAUGCAGGUAAGGAUGCCUGUUUUUACUGUGACCAUAGCUUAAUGACUGAAAUUAGGUCUGUCGCUCAACAAAAACCCACUAAAGUAUGCUUAAAGUAUAUGUCUUAA
Molecule: messenger RNA, 1221 nt
Organism: Paramuricea clavata
Lineage: Eukaryota; Metazoa; Cnidaria; Anthozoa; Malacalcyonacea; Plexauridae
Source: the annotation of a GenBank genome assembly